AUGGCUUUCUCCAGCUGGUUACCUAUUCCCACCAACUCCCCAUUUAGCCUGGCCAACAUCCCCUUUGGGAUCAUCCAGCGGUCUGCAUCUGACCCCCCCCACCCAGCAAUCGCAAUCGGAGACCACGUCCUCGACCUCGCGCUAUUCAGCGCGCACGGGGGAUUCUCAGCAAUUUCCCUUUCCCCAGCUCUAGACGUGAGCGUCUUUGAAAAACCAACCCUCAACGCCUUUGCCGCCCUCGGCCAACCCACCCAUCGAGCAGUCCGCCACUACCUACAGGAUGUAUUCCGGAAGGAGACCCCCUACGGACCCAUCCUGCGCGACAACCCGGACCUCCAGCGCCAGGCACUGCUCCCGCGGGGAUCCGUGCAGAACCUCCGGCCCAUGCACGUGGGGACCUUUACCGACUUUUUCGCGGGGAUACACCACGCCCGGAACUGCGGAGUCAUCUUCCGGGGCGCCGCCAACGCCUUGCAGCCAAAUUAUACCCAUCUCCCUGUGGGAUACCAUUCCCGUGCCUCGUCGGUCGUUGUCUCGGGCACCCCUGUCUAUCGGCCCCGUGGCCAGAUCCUAUCACCAUCGGGAGAGGCCCCUUCCACAGCUGCUUCUUCAACGACGACGACGACGGGGCCCAAGGCCGUUCCCAUCCUGGCACCCUGCCGCCGCCUGGACAUGGAAUUAGAGCUCGGCGCGUUCCUGUGCAAGGGGAACCGGCUGGGUGAGCCUAUCCCAAUCGACCAGGCGGACGAAUACAUCUUUGGCUACGUGCUGGUGAAUGACUGGUCGGCGAGGGAUAUCCAGGCCUGGGAGGCUGUCCCGCUGGGGCCAUUCAAUGCAAAGAGCUUCUGCACGACCAUCAGUCCGUGGGUUGUCCUGCCCGAUGCCCUGGAGCCGUUUCGGGUCCGGGCGUUGGAGAGUCCGGAUCAUCCAGGCCAGGUGCUGCUGCCCUAUUUGCGGGAAAAGGUCGAGCGCAACGUCUUUGAUAUUAAUCUGGAGGUUUCGCUUAGCACAUCCACCCACGAGACCCCGAUCAGAAUCACCAAGACCAGCAGCCGCAACCUGCUGUUCUCAUUCCCGCAGAUGAUCGCCCACCACACCGUCAACGGAUGUCCACUGGAAACCGGGGACCUCUUGGGCUCGGGGACGAUCAGCGAAACCGAGCCGGGGACCCUGGGGAGUUUCCUCGAGAUGACGCAGGGCGGGAAAACCGCAGUCGCAAUCCCGAUCGAGGUCGAGGUCGCAGCAGUCCCCGUGGGGUCUGAGGGAGGAAAAGCUCGGAAAGAAGUGGGCAGGAUGUUUCUCGAGGACGGCGACACGGUCACGAUUACGGGGGUUUGUGCGGGAUCGCCGGCGGUUGAGGGCUGUUUGGUUGGGUUUGGCGAGUGCUCGGGGACGAUUUAUCCUCCUUGCGCGUAUGACUACUAG
Messenger RNA from Aspergillus calidoustus, 1425 nucleotides. Lineage: Eukaryota; Fungi; Ascomycota; Eurotiomycetes; Eurotiales; Aspergillaceae. The record is from the annotation of a GenBank genome assembly.